This is a messenger RNA of Cylicocyclus nassatus, 1423 nucleotides long. Lineage: Eukaryota; Metazoa; Nematoda; Chromadorea; Rhabditida; Strongylidae. The record is from the annotation of a GenBank genome assembly.
AUGGCUCGCUGCAGGGUUCCGAGCGGAACUUCGCACUGUAGCACAGAUCUGGGAACUUUGCCAGCCUUGAAAGGAACGUUCCUUGCGAUGUUACGUCGUUGCUUAUUUCGAAGUUCUUUGCUUGCGAGGAGAUCAUUAGUUGUCUUGGGCAUCGAGACCAGCUGCGACGAUACGGCUGUGGCACUGGUACGGGAUGACAAGAUAGUAUUGUCGUCGAAAAGAUUUGCUGACAGAGAUACACAACGUAGAUUAGGCGGAAUAUCUCCGCGAGAAGUAGCCCUUCAGCACAAGGAACACCUUCCUCGGCUACUUGAUGAAUGUCUUAGAGACUCCGGUUUUACAGUCUCCGAUGUUGAUGCUAUAGCAGUCACCACGAAGCCUGGUCUCGUUAUUGCUCUCAAGGAGGGAAUACGAAAAGGUCUUGAGUUGUCGAGAACUUAUAAGAAAGAUCUCAUCUCCAUCCAUCACAUGCGUGCCCAUGCUUUGUCUGCCUUUUUGGUGUGUGAAUCUCUGUCGUUCCCUUUCGUAUCUGUUUUGAUUUCUGGUGGCCAUGCUUUAAUAGUACUAGUCCGGUCGCCAAGCAACUUUACUAUAUACGGUGAGAGCUCCUCAGGCAGUCCGGGAGAGUGUCUCGACAAGAUUGCGAGAGAGUUGAAAAUUAACGAAAUGCCAGAGUUUCUGAAUGAUCAUCCUGGAGCUGCUGUUGAGAAGUUAGCGAGUAGAUCAUCGCCAGAAGGUUAUUUACGGUACUCGGUAGUGGGUCCACAUACAUCAGGUGCAGACAUGCACUUUGCACAGCUCAAGUCUUCGUUCCUAAACCUCGCUAGAAAAUAUGCCAAAGACGAGGAUUUCAGCGUUAAAGAUUUUUGUGCGAGUGUGCAGCAUCACGUUACUCGCCAUGUCGUGUCUAAGUUGCACAACUGUCUUGAACACCUACGUAACGUAGAUCGACUGCAUGGUGUUCAGUAUAUUGUCAUAAGUGGUGGAGUAGCAGCGAACGAAUACAUUUGCAAUGGAAUCUCCAAGCUUGCUCAUUUUCAUGGUUUGGAAAUUGUUCGCAUACCUCCUCGAUUGUGCACUGAUAAUGCUGAAAUGGUUGCUUGGAACGGGAUAAUGUGCUUAAAAGAGAACUCUCCAGACAUCUAUCGCUAUCCAAACAUUCCGGAUUCGAUUUAUGCUCAUGCUCGCUAUCUUAUCGGUGCUGACUCUCGCUUUCUAGUCCCAUCAAAACCUGACAGGAAGCUUGGCAUCGCAACAGUACAUGGAGAUCUGCCUUUAAAAGUUUUUGACAAAGCUCUUUUGAGAAGACUACAUGAGGAGGCUGUGGCAGCCAAGUGAUCAGAAAGUGCUAAAAAUCCUUUUACUGUUUAGUAUUGUCUUCUAAUAACGGGUUUAUCGAUGUCUUUUUUUUCAAAUGUGCUAA